This is a messenger RNA of Aricia agestis (brown argus), 3510 nucleotides long. It is a transcript of the gene Mms19, whose product is annotated as MMS19 nucleotide excision repair protein homolog. The record is from RefSeq and is a predicted model, not a curated record. Gene Ontology annotation, cellular component: cytosolic [4Fe-4S] assembly targeting complex. The coding region runs from base 228 to 3134 and encodes 968 amino acids. The transcript is spliced from 7 exons. Gene Ontology annotation, biological process: iron-sulfur cluster assembly. NCBI's taxonomy places the organism in Eukaryota, Metazoa, Arthropoda, Insecta, Lepidoptera, Lycaenidae.
CUUUCAGUAUAAUUCAUGGAUUUUUAAUUAUAUCAACCUAAAUACAAAUUUCUAUUUAGAUUUUAUUUACUAAUAAAAUCAGCAUAAAUAUAAGUACCAGAAAAAACAACACAGUAAGGUGAAAAAUAUGUAAACUGGUAAUUACAAAUAAUUACACGAUUUUAACAAAAAAACAACAAAUUUUCGCUUGUUUAACAAAUUAGACUUAUCCUAAAAUACAUCACAUUAUGGAUUCUAUCUGGUUUAAGCCUGAAUUGGCUGAUGAAAUCAUGAAGUCUGAGACCAUAUUUCAAGAAACAAAUAACAUUAUUUCAGAUAUAAUGAGAGGAAGAAUAGAUAUUACUAAUAUUGUUGAGAACAUGGCUGGCGUUCUAACUAACAAAGAACCAGAACUAAGAGAAAAAGGAAUGAGGUUUUUUACCAAAUUAUUAAAAGAAAUCCCAAAAGAUUACCUAACAGCUAUGCAACUAAAAUUUAUAUCAAAGUUUUAUAUUGAUCGCCUUAAAGAUAAUCAUCGAGUGAUACCUCCAGUUUUGGAGGGCUAUUUGAGGAUAAUGGAGAUGGAUAAUUAUGAUGUCCAAAGCUGCGGUGAAUACUUUUCUGUUUUGUUUCGAGAAGUGCCUUGUCAGUCGCAGGUGAGACAAGAUAGGUCUAACAUAUACUCCACGCUACAGAAGCUAAUGGACAGAGAUGUUGAAUACAUGAAGACACUUGGUCCAGACUUCCUCUAUGGUGUCAUAUCAGCAAUGGACGGGGAGAGAGAUCCACGUAAUCUCCUAUUCCUAUUCAAUUUCCUACCAAAGUUCCUAUCACAUAUACCUAUCGGGCAUCUUGUUGAAGAGAUGUUUGAGGUCAUAUCCUGCUACUAUCCUAUUGACUUCCACCCAUCUCCGAAUGAUCCUGCUCCGGUGACCAGGGAUAACCUAGCGGCAGCUCUCUGUCCGUGUUUAUGUGCUAUCCCGGAGUUUGGAGAGCAAUGUCUGAUGCUGCUAGUUGAGAAACUGGAUUCUAAUCUACGAAUAGCAAAGUUGGAUUCUUUGAAGUUACUGGCUGAAAGCUGUAAGACCUUCAAAGCUGAAAGCUACACACCAUUUUUGAAAACUUUGUGGUCCUCAAUAAACAGGGAGAUAACACAUAAAACGGACGAUGAAAUAAGGAUGGCAGCUCACGAGGCGUUGCAGGCUUUAGUUGCUAAACUAGCGACCACCGCUAACACAGACCAGGCUUUCGAAAACUUCCUCAAAGGCAUACUAAUAUCCCUACAAACUGUCAUAGCUGACUCCAAUACGGUAAUGCAGUUCUUGCAAGCGUCAAAAGUGUUACUAACUGUUGCAAAUUCCUCUAAAGAAUCUUGUGUAAUUAUCACAAAAUCUAUGAUACCAGCAGUUCUAGCGUAUUAUGAGUUUAAAACAUCAGCAAAGUUACAAACAGCGAGUCUAGAUUUCUUGGGCGAUUUGUACGAGCUUGUUAAACAUUGGGAUGUUUUAGAAGAGGUAGCGCAAGCGCAAGAAAUACCUCAGCUAUGUUUGAACGCUGCUAGUGUGCCGUCAAAAGACCAUCAAAUUGCUGGAUUCAAGACAUUGAUACGAGUCAAAGAUGUUUUGAAUAUGGACUUAGUGGUACCGUUUGUUGAGAUUUUAAUAUAUAACAUACAGAAUUCUAAUGAUGAUGAGUUAUUGAAAUACAGCGUAGAAACCAUCCACAGUAUAGCUAAGAGGUAUCCCGAAAUAAUAAUGAACUUAGUAGUCAAAGGAAAAUGUGAUUUGGACAAUUUAAUGGAAGAUAAAGUGACAUUGCAGAAGCGUCUUAAUCUAUUGACGAGUUUAGCAAGUUUAAACGACUUUACCAAAAUGAUUAUAAGUGAGAUCUUAAGAUUGAUUACCACUAAUGUCGAAGAGGCUCCAAUAGCUGUAAAAGCGCUUAAUAAUUCACUAUCAGACACAAGUUUGUACACCGAAGAAAAGCUAGUUCAAAUCGAGAGUGACCAUGGACUAAUCGAUUCCAUAUUGUCAUGGCUAUUGAAAGAUUUAAACGGCCCCCAAGAAUCUCUAUCACAAGGCUACGAGUUAAUAUCAAGCACAAUAGCAAGUUUGCCAGAAGAAAAACAGACGAAUAUUCUUUCUAAACACACAGAUAUGCUAUUAGACAAAACAUGUAUGAGUGAAAACUAUUUCCUAAUAUUGCAGUCUUUGUACACAUCUGUACAUCAAAAUGUAUGGAAUAAGUACAUGGAUGGUAUUAUUAAUUUGUCAUUGAAUCUAGCGCUAAACAGUGAAAAUUGUACAGUGAGACAGAAAUCUUACUAUCUAAUAGCACAUGCCCUAAAUAAGGCUGAGCAUGGAACGAAAUUCGAAGUCCUAUAUGAGAUGAUAAAGAGUUAUUUAAAAGACUGUACUAAGGACGAAAGGUUAUGCCCAAGAUUAAUAUAUUUGUAUGGUUUUGUAACGAAAGCGUUAGUAAUGCGAGGUAGUGAACAUUUCAAAUUCUGGCUACAGAAGAUAACAUUAUCAAUCUUGGACCCAAUCUACUGUAGCCACGGAGCAGAAGCGAUACACACAAUAAUGUCCGACUCCACAGAAUGUUUGAACGUCCGUCACCACUGCAGAACUAGUCUCUUCUACCGGCAGAGAGUAUUCCAGAGUUUCGCAGGACUGAUGGACAAACAGACACUCAGUGUCGACGCCAAAGAGACGUAUUAUUUGAGCUGGGCUUACGUAAUCGGGGGUACACCUAAGACAGUUAUUAAUAGUGAAAUUAGUAAGAUCGCGCCUUUACUAAUCGACGCGCUAGAUUUCGAUAAUAAGGACUUGUUGAUUGUGAUGAUGGAUGUUCUGAUACAUUUUGUUCAAGCUAAACACGUCACUAUCGCUCAGAGUUUACAGACCAUUUUGCCGCGGCUCGUCAGAUUGUCUACUUAUGUGAAAUCUAUGGAUGUACGGAUAAAAAGCCUCCAAUGUCUUUACGAGAUCGCCAGCACAUAUCAGACUGUUUUGCUGCUACCAUACAAGAGAGAUGUGCUGUUGGAUUUAGCGCCAUCUCUUGACGAUAAAAAGAGACUAGUUCGAAAUGCCGCCGUCAAAGCCCGAACUAGGUGGUUCUUAGUCGGCUCUCCAGGGGAAAAUAAAGAAGAUUAGAAAGGAAUUAUCUAAAGGAGAAAUAGAAGAAAUUAAUUGCCAAGGUCAAUUUGUGAAAAAUAAGACAAAAAUAUCCAAGAGAGAUUGUUGAAAGUCGUCAAAGAAUAACGAAAAAGAGUGCUAAAAGCAAUAUUAUUAUCUUGUUUAGUUUUGCGAUUACUUACGAGUAUGUUUUACAGCUACUGACGUAAAUAUUCAGUUAUAGGAGCCCGAUACAUAGUAAUAAUUAUAAUAACGACCUAAUAAAGAUAGAGAAUUAGCUUAUUCACUGCAUUUUAAGGACAAUAUUAGCCUGAUUCGGUAUUUAUAACACUUUGUUGAAAUUAAAGUUUUCUACGAUGUUUAUAAUAUAUUUUAUAAAUAAAGCACUGUAUGU